This is a messenger RNA of Spirodela intermedia, 23164 nucleotides long. The record is from the annotation of a GenBank genome assembly. Lineage: Eukaryota; Viridiplantae; Streptophyta; Magnoliopsida; Alismatales; Araceae.
AUGGAGAAUGAUGCUCUGUUGCGUCGGUACCGGCGGGAGCGCCGGAGGCUGCUCGAGUUCAUCCUCUCCGCCGGCCUGGCGGCGGAGGUCCGGCCACCGCCCGGAGCCGAGGAGUUUAUCGGACGUCGAUUUGGAUGUCGUUAGCGCCGAUUAUGUUCUCGAGCGCGUAAAGUCCGGUGAGUCGCUGUCUCAGCUUUUUGCGCCGGUUGGCUGUGCUUGUGGGGUGGAGCUGUGACGGCCGGAGAGUGUGCGAGUUUUUUGUGCAGGUGGGAUGUUGGACCUCUCAAAAGCCAGCGAGAGGUACCAGGAUGAAUUGAGGUUCCCAGUUAUGGUGGGUGCAUUUCCUGAUAAUUCUUUUUCUUUUCAUUUACGCGUCUUUCGUUUUUUUUAAAUAAUUUAUGCGCGUUUACACGAACCCUCAUUAAGUGUUCACGUCAGGCUUCAACCAUAGUUGAUUUGAUAUAUUUUCUCUAAUGAAGAAAUCCAAAUCUCUUGGACGGGUUUGUGAUGAGCUAAGCAUAGUUCUUUUAAACGUCUAAUGGUUCUCGUGUCAUGAAGAUCCGAGUUUUUUUUUUUUAUAUAUAUAUAUAUUUAUGUGGCACUCGUUUUCUUUAAAAUUCUGUAGGUCUUGGCUGCUUGUUCAUGAAAUCGAGAACAAGAAAACUAAUCCCGUGAAAGUACCUGCGAUCUAGUAAUUUCAAUAGCUCUUGGGUUAUUUAUAGACGAACACAUUAACGGCAAUAUGUCAUUGACAUGUGUCUUAACUCUCAGAAUGUGGUGUGCUCGUGUUUAAUUACUUCUGUCACAUUAUUGAUUUGAAUUCUUAGAUUUGGUCCAUUAGCUCUGAAGCAAUGCACCAUUUAUGCUGCCUAUUGCGUUGGUCUCUCAAAAUUUAUUUUUUGCAGCAUUUCUGAUGCCUCAUCUAUGCACAUUACCCCAUAAGUGAUGACAUUUGAUGCAAUAUUUUUGAGAGGGGUGGAAAGGUUUGUUUCUUUUUGACAUCUUCGUGGAGAUCUGAGCCUGUAGUUGGCCUAUUUGAUGUGGAAGGAGCCUGAGCUUCAGUGUAGAACAAACGUAAAAGUCAGACUUCAGAAAUAUUUAUUUAUUUAUUUGGUUUUAAAUUAUGAGUCCCAAUUUUGAGACAUGUUGGAGGAGGUUUGGAUGAGGUAGCGAAUUUCCACCGAUUAUUAGUGUUCAAAUGUGGGAGAUUCCUUUUUUUUGUUUUUUGCUUUUUGAAGGGAGGGUCGUUGCCUAUAUUCAAAUAAGAUUAUAAUUGGGGAAUCGAUCCUAAAUCAUGUUAAACAUGAGGAUUUUCUCUCUGAAUCUCUUAGAAAGGUGCAAACAUUGGUCCCUUCCAAGCGUUAUCCUCAGCUCUUAUGUCUCCUUAUCGUGGGUUGGCAUCAGAAAAUUUUCUUCUUUCUUCUCCCCUCACCGUUUUAGUUGGAUUAGCAUUAGUUUAGCCUGACACCCUCCAACCUAAUUAAUUUAGAUGUGUUGUGGGGUUAGCGGUAUUCCCUCUUUUGUAAAAUUAAAUCCUCACUGAAAAAGUGAGUAUUAGUUUUUAUUAUUUUCAUGAAGGCAUGCUUUUUCUUCAUUUGAAAGAUCCUUUUCCCAUGAUACUGGCUGUUUUAUCAGGUAUGAGCUGGCCAGGAAUUGAUUUGAUUCCGGGAAGAGUUGCGUAGAAUUAUUUUUUGAGCUGAAAUGAAUCUGAAAUGAGUUUUGUUAGUCGUAACAAGCUGUCAUCUUUCUUUAGCAUUUUUUUUUCUCAUCAACGGGAGUAGAGCUGAAAAUGAUACCUUUCGCUUUUCAGAUAAGCUCACGGACAGGAAUCACGUUUUUCCUGAAUUCGAAACCCGAAUUUUCUGGGCCUCCACCUCAACGCAACCCUCCCCAAGCUAAUUUGAGCUCCCACCAGGCAUCUUUUGCAGCUGAGCAGUCAGAACAGAAAUCUGGAAGAGAUUGUACGGAUUCUAGAAUUCCCAAUAAUGUUCACUGCACGGCUACAACAUUUACCUCUUAUCCACCUUUGAAAGACACAAGUAGCAUCUCCUUUGGCUUACCCACGCUAAGUACAGGUGUUCUUUACUUUCCAUUUUUAUCCUCUAAAAUGUUUUAGUGGCUUCUAUCAGAUUCACUGAUUCCCGAAGCUGUUACUUAGGAGGUGAUUUAUUUAUUUGAUCUUGUUGUUUUUUCGUCUCGAAGGACUAUCUGACGAUGAUCUGCGAGCAACAGCCUAUGAGGUGUUAGUAGCUUCUGUCUUAAUUUUCGGGUUAGUCUCCCUGUGCACUCAUCACUCUGUUCUGUCUGCAAGCCUGUGUCAAAAUCACUCAUCUUUGGAUUUCUAGGGGACACGCUUAUUUUCAUGAAGACAAACAGAAGGAAAAGAAGUCCAGAUUUUUGACGGGCUUAAGAGCCAAAAGAGACAGAACAAAAGUCAUCACUCAAUCUGUAGAUUGGCAUUCUGAGAUUCUGGAUAUGAUUCGAGUUCAGAUGGAGGCAAGCUCAUUUUAUUUUUAAUUAUGCAGAAGAGUUUUCAUUUCCUCUGGAAUGGUGUCAGGAAUGGGCCGUUGCUUGGCGCUUAUUAGAAAUUUGGAUGUGGGUAAACACUUGGUAUGGUGGAUGGACUUUUUGAUAUAGAUCAUAAAUAGCAAUGAAAGAGCUUUAUGAUCCGUUCUAACAGAUGUUGAGAGUUUUCUACUACUUUGAAUGGAAAGUUUUCUGUUCCUAAAUCUGUAAUCAUUUUGCAUCAUAAAUAGACUCUGUGAAUGAGAAUCCUCUCAUGCUGAAUUUUGGCAUUUGUUGAUACUUUUUAAAUUGGUGAUUGAUUAGCGUCCUUUCUAUAUUGCUUACCGGAGUCUAGGUUAGAGUCUUAAUAUCCUUUGGCAGUGGACACAUUUCAUGCCAUCAUGUUAAUUCUUUAACUUCUAGGAACUCAUCUGUUCACAUUUUAGACUAUCAUUUUCUGCAUGACAUUCAACAUCCCUCAUCCGAUGUAGUCGUUCUAGGGUCUCCUAAUUCACUGCAUAAAAAUAUGUUGCUCUUUACGCUUGGCUUUCUGAACUUAAUUGCGACUAGGGCUCUUUUGCUGACGAACAUAUCGUUUGUGUCUAGUUAUCGUCAUUAGUUUUAUUGUUUGGGAUGACAAUAUUUUCUUUAAUUUCACAUCUUUUUCUUUUUGCUAGAUUUCAGAAGCAAUGGAUGCAUGUAUUAAGCGAGGAGUAAUGCUUUUCCAUUCAACGUUGACAUCAGAACGAAUUGACGUCCCUCAAAUCAUGCUUGAGCUCCUAAGCAAUGUUAAAAAGUCAGGUUUUGUUAAUGAAAAGCUGUUCACACAAUGGCAGCUGAAGAAGGCAAGGCUAAAUCUUCAUUCUUCUGUUUUCCAUGUUUUCAGGAUUCUAGAUUUAUAUGCGUUCUCCUUUUUUCUAGGUAAAUAUUCUUGAAGAACUUCUUUGUGGUUCUGUAGAUGUUGUUACGGAAGAUGAAUAUGCAGCACUGAAGCUAUCUAUUUCAGGGUUAAGAAAUAUCAGUGUAAGCCUUCCUGUUUAUUUUAUAUUAUGUAUGAUUUUUUAAUGAAAUAUGAAUUGGAUGAAAUUAAUCAUCGAUUUUCUCUCUGUUCCUGUCUAGGUGCCAAUUCUUUGCCGUUUUGUUUUAUUGCAUCGUCUUUGUGGGCUUGAUUGAUCUAUAAUGUUGUUCCAGGGAAGAAGUGACAAAACAGACUCAGCUGGACAAGAUAAUAUUCUGAUGACUAUUAGAAACUUUGUAUCAAGGUUGUCUAAUGUGCCUGGAAAGUUUGGCCUCCCAGGUGAAACCUGCUACUGGACGAGCAGUUAUCAUUGUCAUGUCAAACUAUAUGAGAAGUUACUCGUGAGUGUUUUUGAUAUCCUUGAAGAUGGUGAGAUAGUAGAGGUGUGUGUGGUUACACCUGCCGGCAAACUGUAGUUUCAAUUUAUUUGUUAAGGUUAUUUAUCUAUGUUUGCUAUACUGUACAAUCAUGCAUCUGGUUAAUUUAUUUUUAUUUUCCUUGUAGGAAUCCGAGGAGUUCCUCUCUAUUUUUAAAUUAACCUGGCCUGUGUUGGGCAUCACUCAAAAAUUGCAUGAUGUAUUAUAUGGGUGGGUGCUUUUACAGCAGGUAUUUAUUUAUUUAUUUAUUUCUCUGUUUCUGAUCGGUAAAUAAAUAUCCAAAUACUGAGGUGUCCUGAGAACUUUACUUGAUGGCAAUUCUCAUCUUAUCUCUAUUUAAAUUUUAUGUAUAAAUGCAAGGUAAACUCGGAAAGCAUGCCUCGGACUCAUUUGCGUUUUCAGUGUAUGAUUCUUGUAUGACCACCACCAUUAAAAAUGUUCUUUUUUAGAUAGUUUAUGUGUCCUAGCUGUGCCAAUUUUUUUUCUAGAAACUGAUUUUUAUAUCCAUGUGGAUGAUGUAAAUUCUUAUUUGCUGUGCAUUUUCGGCAAAAAUUACAACCUCAAAAAUUUAUCUGGUUCGUUACUGAGCUAUCAAGUAAGCUAAAGUUUGGUUUCAUUUAUCUGUUAUCAGAGUGGGUUACCAAGUUCCCACUCUGGUAUCUCCCGAGCUCAGCUUUGCCCCCUUCUAUACUCUUUGCGGUGGUCACCUACCCCCUUGUAGUCUCAGGUGCGUGACCCCUCAUCUUCCUCGUUGCUCUCUUUUGCCGCCUAAAGCCAACUGCUUCCCCUUCCUUGCCCUAUGGUAGAUUGCAUAUGUUCGCCAAAUCAGACCACCCAACCUCCUCUCCCACGAAAGUGCUUUCUCAUUCACCAGAUACCCAGGUCCAUGAGUGUUAGGCGCAGUUACCAAGAUGGAACCACCUGCAUUCUUCUCUCAUCUUCUCUCCUUCAGUAUCUGUAAGUCGAGUAUUCAGCUCCCUUCUUGUCACACUGUUCUUCCCUUCUUUGUCUACAUUGCUCUGUCUCCAUUUAUCUAUUUCUCUUUGAAUGUAAACCCUCUUCCCCGCUGUCCUCACCAUCCAUCUUUGAGUGUAUUUAUCCUCCACCUCUAUUUCCCUUCUCUGUGUAAAUUUCUCUCUCUCUCUUUCUCUCUCUCUCUCUCUCUCUCUCUCUCUCUGUACAUCAUGUAUAUCUAGUACGUAUAAUAUAUAGACGUGUGUCAGUCUCCCUCUCUCCCUCUUGCUUGACUGCAUGUUUCAAUUGCAUUAAAAAAUGUGAUGAUUAAAAUCUUCUGCCUCUCAGUCAAAGUGUUUCCCCAGUAUGCUGAAAGUAAAACUCUUCCAGAUAUCAGUUGAUUGGUUGAUUUCCAGCCGAAUUUGAACUUUAGUUGCUACCGGAUUUUGAAAUCCCACAUGUACCUGGUUGAUGUGGAGGAGGUACAAGAAAUAAAAAAAAAAAUCCCUCUCUGCUACUGACUGCUGUGAUGUGCUACCUCUUCUUCCUGCCAGUGACUACUGCGAGACUGCAUUUGUCUAUUAUUCCUUGUUCAUAAUCCUAUCAGGAAAAGAAGACUUGAAAGAUUAGUUCAUGAUAAUGAAAAUAUGUCUGCUGGGCCUAGCUGAUCCUGGUCAGUCUCAUUCUUUGACGAUUCUCUUUUAUUUGUGUGGAGUUCAGUUUGACAGAAUAUAAUGGUUGAAAAGGGAUCUGAAUCAUGAUUUAGCUAUGCUUUAGGAUGAUGUUUAGCUCGUUCAAUAUCUGGAGACGUCAAGAUCUGCGUUAUGGAUUGUAUCUGGGGCAUUUCCCUUAUUUGAAAUUCUUUUAUUAAAGCCUUUUCAUGUCUGUUUAAGUGUAGCACUGAUGUAGAGUUCAAAAUUCUUUAUCCUUAACCCAGCACUCUAUGAUUUUCACUUUCAUAUGUAUCGUUAUUUAGAUUUGAUACAUACCUUUAUGAACGUUCUGAUGAGGAUUUUUUUGUAGUAUAUAUUGACAGGAGAAACUACUCUAUUAAAAAAUGCGGUUAUUCAAAUUCGGAAAGCAGUAUCAAGUGAAGAUGUUAAUAGAAAUGAAGAAGCGUAUAUGAACUGUCUUUUAUGUUUUAAUGGAGGUCAUGAAGGCCAUGGAGACUUAAGUUUGGUGCAGGCUGUUUUAUCGUCAAUUAAGGGUUGGUGUGACAGCAAGUUGCGAGACUACCACUUAUAUUUUACUCAGGUCUACGAUUUUAAAGAAUUCCUCUUCCUUUUUGUUAUUACAUGCAGUUAAACUAGCUUUCUCUUAAAUGAUGAUAUACCAAUUAUUGUUGGAACCAAGAAUUGGUUCCGACAAUAACAAAGCAUAAUACUAACUUUGUGAGCUCAUAUCUUGUGGACUUUAGUUUUUAAUGCCUUCCAUAUUAUAACUAUGCAUUAUGCACGUUACCCUUUUCAGCUUACUUAUUGCAAGUUUUGCAUUCUGUAGCUGAUUGCUGGUUCAGAAAAAUAACAUGGUAGUGAAUGCAUGGGUUGAUUCUCUUUUAGAACCUGGAAUAUAUUGGUUGAUUAUAGUUUUUUUUGACCAUUGAUUUUGAUCAAAUUCCUUGUCAAAAAAUGCUAGCAGUGCUUUUCUUUUAUGUCUAAGCAUGAGAAAAAAAGUUGGUUCUCCUGGCCAUAAACAGGCCAUAACUACACUAUUUUUAGAUCAUUUUUUUGAACUUAUGGAGUGUUUUGAGCCUUAUCAUUUUUAGCCGAUCUAGGUAGUGUGGAAAUUUAUUUUUAUUCAAUGAAGACUUAACUUCUGUGAAAUUGAUUUAUUGAUUUAGUUGGCGUGUAAUAGGAAGCUUUGACAAAGAAUCUACUCGUUUUAGCUACUAAUGGAUUGUACCUGCUUUUUUGGGUCUGCUGGAAGCCUGUAAAAACCCUUAAUUUCUGAGAUACAUUUCUUUCGUGCGUCCAAAUUGCCACAGAGUUGCAUAGGGGAUAAGCCACCAGAUUGAGCUUAGAUUGUCUUAUCCUUCCAUUUAAUGGGACAGUUUUCUCUUGUAAUUGAAACUUAUACAAUAUUGUUGACUCCACUCAGCAAGAGAUGUAGGUGGAACCAAUACACAUAAAAAAUGUUAGAGUUCCAGCAUGUUUACCUUUCUUCACUUGUCUACUGCAAUGUUCUCCUUGUUUUGUUGUCUCCUUAUGGUUGAUACCCAACAAUCAUAGCUGAAACUAUCACGAGGAAAGGCAAUUAAAUUAAUCAAGCAAUAAUUAUAUGAAUGUAUUUAUAUUCUGCAUAUUCAGUUAGACUGAAGAAGAGGAAAGUAAAUGUGUGGUUGAAAGGGACAUUUAUGUUCAACAGUUUUGGCUAGAAUUGGAAAGGAACUAGAUUCUGUCAUCGAAAUAACUGUGUUUGGACCUUUGUUUCUAUUGUUAUUCAUUGGAGCCGAAAAUGUAUAUAAAAAUGCUUAAUCAUGAGAGAACAGUCUGGUCAUUGCCAGAUUAUGUAUUUUGAGUUUUUUUCACUUUUCUUGUUGAACAUUUGAGAAACAAUUAUUGGAAUUUUCACUAUUUUUGUUUCGAAUCAGUGUUUUACCUUUCUUGUGGUGCCUUGUUUCCACCUGAGAAUCGGAACUCAUUUUUAUUUUCACUUGAAGCAUUUUCCAGUGGAAACAAUGAUGUACAACAAAAAACAUAGAAAUGAUAGUUAAAAUAAUGGAUACUUAUUAUUUUCUGCAGAAACCCGAUGACUUUGUAAGUGCUGUAAACUUAGCAGCUGUUCUUGUAUUGCAUUUUGGUGGAGAACGGUAUGAAAGCAAGGUCAGUAGUAUGCCAAUUUUCCAUUAUGAUUCCAAUUGCAUUUAUUUUCCCUCAUCUUAUUUACUAGGUUUAUCUGCCAGGGGUAGUUAUUUAUUGGCAUCAUGUUUAUUUAUUCUAAAAAAUUAUACCUUUCAGCCGUGACCAAUUUACUGAGUUCUAUGACUAUGAACAAAUAAGAUGAUUGGUAGGAUGAUUUAUUGAUUGGACCAAUGUUGUCUCUAAACUCACUACUGUUCUCACCAUGAGUUCUUCUCAUUGAUGACUAUGAACUUCAAUUUUUACUUUGUUUUUUGCUUUAAAAAUGGAGUCAUGAGUUCCAUUUCCUGUCAUAAUUGUCUCACAUCCUGAUUUGGAUGAAUACAUAGUCCAAAUCUAAGGAUUGACAGGACAGAUUAAAACUGAACUACAGGAGAACUGGAUUUAAUUUAUUUGACCACAUAUGAUUGCUGUAUUUUACUUUGUGAGUUCCAUCACGCUGAUUGUGAUAUUUAUAUUAAAUCAAGCGGAAUGUUAGAGAAAAAAUCUAUUACGAAGAGAUAGUUUUAAGGUUGAUUUUUGAAUCAUUUUUGCAUAAUAAGCUUCAUCUUGUGCAGUAUGUGCAAGUGGUACUGGUACCUAAUAAUCUUCAUAAUUUUUAUCAAUGCAGUUUGGUAUGGACAUAUCCAAGACUGAAACAGCUCCAGAGCUCAUGAAAGGAUACAUCGAAAGUUCCAUUAGUGCCGCAUGUGAGCGGGUAGGAUGGUACAUUUUUUGUCGUUAUUUUAUCCUCUUCGUGCACUUUUUCAAUUGUUCUGUCUUUUUUUUUAGGUCGUUGACUUAUCGAGCAGCAUGUCUAAAUUAGAAGGAAGUCAUCAGCAUCUGGCUAAAUUGGCUGAGGAUUUAAAAUUAACAGCUGACACAGAAUUCAUCACAUUCACUCCCGUGCUUUCCCAAUGGUAUCCUGAAGCAGGAAUCGUUUCAGCUGUGUUCUUACACAAGCUUUAUGGGAAAUAUUUGGUAAUUUUUUAUCCUUUCUAUUGGAGCUGAAUGUUUGGGUGCUUUUUCUCAUUUUCGGGGGAUGAUGUUCUAAAGAUGUACAAUAUGACAAAAACUUUGAUACAUGAGGACAAAGUAUUUCGUUUGGAUGCAAUCUGCCACAUUUCACAGAUGGUGCCUUCAUUUUAGCUACCUAUUUUUGUGGAAAAAUGAUAUGUUUGCCAUGAAUUCCAAGUUUAGCUGGAGGUCAUUUGUCAUUGAUGAGAGUCCAACUCUCUCACCUUAAGAAGAGUGGGGGGUGGGUGGUGUUGCUUGCAUUCUUUAAAUAAUAAAACGUGACAUUUUCUCGUGCAGAUGCCAUUCUUGGAAAGUGUUUCAGAUAUUUCAGGAGGUCCAAGGUCAGUGCUUACAGCAGCUGAUAUUUUAGAGAGGUGCCUAAAUGACAUGCUUUACUCAUGUGGUGAAGAGGGUGUGUCAUUCUUGGCCAGUGAUUUGCAUCCUUAUAAGGUUAGAACAGCCAAUUCCAUGGAGUUUGCUGCAUGAUCAGUCCAAGUGAUAUUUAUUCCUUAUGUUUACAUAAACGAAAUUCUAUAUAUUGCUUCCCUUUUAUAGUCUUCAGAACUUAUUUUCAUUGUUGCUUUCCUGGAGGAUAAUUAUUUUUCAACGUCAGCUGAAGGAAUAAUGGUUAAAACGUUAUUUGAAAUACAUUCUAGUUGUUGAAAAAAAGUUUUUAUCUAAAGGCAGUGGGGUAGCCAGUGAUCAUAAUCCCACAACCCAAUCGAUUUAUGAAGUUUUUUUGCUCAACUACUGCGCAUCUGAAAGAUCUAAGUUUUUUUUGAAUUAGAUAUUGUCUUGAACAGUGGCGAAAACCCUAGAAUAAUAUGCAGAGGAAAAACUCAACUCGUAUUCACAUCAUAAAUAACUGUUAUAUACACAAGUACUAUGGCCAGAGAACAAGGAAACCAUCUAACUAGGAAAUCAACAAACCAACAAACAAGGAAACUGUCCAACUAGUUAUUUCCCACAGAUAUCAUAAAUGAAUUCAACAGCUGUAUAUUUUACUAUGUAUAAGCAAAUGUUUAUUUGGUCACGCUUAUGUAGUCUAUAUAGAUUAUAUCUAUCACAUUCACACGAUGGAAAUCUUAGUAUUGAUAAGUAAAGCAAAAUGGUAAAUUCCAUGAGCUUGGACUCUCUGAUGACAUAUCUAGUGCAAAUAAUUUCAAUGGAUAAGAAUAUUCACUUUAAGGGGCUUGUUGAUUGUAUAUGUAAGAUAGAUGGUCAUGGAAGGUCUUUUUUUUCUUUCAAACUUAUCUUCAGAUGAACCUUGUCUUAACCAAAUCUAACUUUUUACUUGGCUGGUUUUAGACUCUUUUAGUCUCUUUUGUUUGCCACUUACCUUCAUUGGGCUUUAUAGUUUCUGACCUAGUGGUGUAUUCUUUAUUGUGACAAGGCAGUAUGGUUGAGACGCAUUUAGGGAAGCGAAUAAAUUUCAGUGUCACCUCAAGGAAGAACAUGAAAUGAACUAAGAAUCUAAUACCUGACUUUGUGAGGAACUCGACAAGCUUAAUUUGGAAGGACUUGGGUGGUUGCCAUUUUUGCUUGGUUUAUUUUUGAUUCAGAAUCCCCUGCUUCCCAGGUGUAUCUUUGAUUCAUCAAACUAGUUAUUCUCUCAACUGUCUUCUAACCCCAUUUACCUACUUUCUCUCUCCAAAAUUCUACAUAUUGGAAGAUGGCGAGUGUCUAAAAUUUAGGAUGUAUUUUUGGGGGUUGCUGAGUGGUGGGAUGGGACUAUUUAUUUUUUUGAGGAUAUAGAUGGUGAAAACAUAUGAUAAAAUUACUUGAGGGAAUUCUUUCUUCAUCUUCUUUGUCGUAAAAAAAGAAAAUAAACCAUCAGUGGGAUAGUAAGAAACCUCCCAAUACUGUACGCCAGGUUCUUGAUGUUUGGCCCUUGCUACAUCUUCUUUGUUGAGAAAAUAAAAUGAACCAUCUGUGGGAUGGUAACCUCCCCGCUAAUGUACACCAGGUUCCUGAUAUACAGUUCUUAACUAAAAUCUUUUAGACUAGAGCAUUCCAUUUAUACCAUAAGAUUCCUUAGCACUGGCGUCAUGAUCUCCCCCACAUUCACCAAAAUUGAAAAUCCUAAUAAUUUCACCUCAAAACAGGAAAUUAUGUGGAGCAAUUUACCCCAUUGGUGGCACUGGUAGACAAAUCACUUAAGAUCAUCUGAUAUCCUUGGUUAUUUGCCUUAUAGUUGUUAUGCGAUAUUCACUGUUUCAAUCUGUCACUUUUUCCCAUUAGUGAAGGACUUUCACUUCAUACAGCUGUAAGCAGCAGGACACCAAAAAUCAUCAGUCUGUCACUUACUUUCAUAUGUGAACCUUCGCAUGGUAAAGCUGCCGGCUGAGCAGUAGUGGUUGUCGGCUCUUUUUCUUUCCGCUUCUUUAUUUUUAUCCUCCCUCUUCUUUAUCUUCGUCCUCCCAGUUUUUUUGACUGCUUCAUUUCUUGCACUUACUGCUGGUGGAUGUAUUUAUCAUUACCUCCCCUUCCCAUUGCCUCCGAUCACAGUAUAUCAGCGACAUUGAAUGGAAUGGAAUCCAACCAAAUCUUCAUUGCAUCUGUACCGAAGUCUAUUUUGGCAGUUAAAAAUAUCUUAAAACACUUUCUUAAUUUUUAAAUUAUACCUUUUUGUUUAAGAAAGAAUCUCAACUUAUCUCUCUGAUUGACAUGAGUUUCAUGAUUUAAUUGCUUCUCAGAGUUUCAUGAGUUUAAGAAAGAUCUGACUUGGUUUUUGAGGUUUCUGUUUCAGAACCUGUGUUCAAGUCAGCCCAAAUUUGUUAUGGCCUUCUGUAGGUUGUACAGGUCAUCUUUUUUAUUUUCGAAAUGAUCACAUUGUUGUGAACACCAAGAAUGAUCUUCUUUGUUUUCCAUGAAAACGCUAUUUUCUGUUAUGUGUGCAUAGUCGCUCUGUAAUUAUGAGUUCAAACUUGUUUUCUACAAGUGAUCUGUAAUUCAGUAAUGUGGCAAAAAAAAUUCUUUUGAUAAUAGAAUGGGUGAUGAGCUUUCUGGAAAAUGUUUUCACUACACUCCUGGGCAUCAGGGCCUUUUCUCGCUGACGGAUCUUCUUGGUUUGCCAAGUGCUCUAUGCUCUUGCUAAACAUAUGAGUAAUUGGGGGGGGGGGGUAAUUCUAGGGUAAUAUAUGUUAGCACUGAAGAAGAAUAUCUUCGAACGGUAGGAGAAGGGCAGAACACUAGGAAGACCCUGAUACAGGAAGAAGAACACCUCUAGUCCGGUGGGAGAAUGGCAGAACGCCAAGCUAAAUUAAAGAGGAGAGGAGGAUCAAUGGAGGUACUAAAACCCGAAUCUGAAUAGUAAAGAUAAUCUCUUUUUUCUUUUUCUCUAUUCGACUCACCCUAAGGUUAGUGUUGUAUAUUUUAAUGUGACUAUACUAGUUUAAUAAACCCAAAGUUUAUCCGAGACUUAAUUGGAUAAUGGGUCCGAAUAAGAUCUAAUAUUUUAAUGGCCCUAAUUAACUCCAACACGGAGAAACAGAAAAAGGAUAACUGGUUCUCAACAAGCACAAAGCUGCAAUCUCACAGCUCCUCUUUAUAAACACAUUUUUCCUUUGUAUCUAUGCUUAUUCAUGAAUGAUUUCUGUGGAAAAUCAAAUGAUUGACUUGUGAGCUCAAAGAUCACCAGGCAAUGCGAUCAGGAAUUUAUGUAUUAAAAAUUUGCAUUCAUAAGAGUCCUUUCCUGUGUGAAUAACACACAACAUGCAAUGCUUUAUGCUUUUCAUGUCAUUGCUUAGUUGACUUUAUCUAUUAAUUUUAUCACAUUUUUUUUGUGCUAAUGCGCUUAAUUUUUGCUAAAUGUCGGGCUGACAAAGUUCAUUUAACAAUUUUUUUGUUUAUUUUCAUUUUGUGGCAGAUUGGGCUAAUCUCCAGGCCACUUAUUCUUCAAUGGGUAAAUUCUCAACAUGAUAACCUGUUGAAGUGGGCAGGACGUGCUAUUCUUAUUGAGGUUUGUUAUUUCAUUCCAGAGUUAUGUUUUGAGUAUUGGAUCUCACAGGUUGAUCAUUAUUGAAUUUUAAGAAUGCUUUUCGCUCAUAUUUUAGGAUGUCAUUCGGUUCAUGGAGAGAUUUGACCUGCCUUCUUUUGGGGUUGUGGGUUGCCUCAGUCUCUUGGCUGUUUGCGCCUAGAAAAGCCAUGGAUGUGGGAAGAUCAGGGACCCUGUGGAUGACUGCGACAUUUGUUUCUACAUAUUGUUGGUCUGAUCAUUCUGAAGGAGAAGAAUGAAAUUUAGUUUUUUUGGAAAAUAGGACGUAAACAAGUGCUGUUGGACUGAUAUAAUUCAAAAGUUUAAUAAAAUUGACUCGUGAGAAGUGUUGAGAAUGAAACUCUCGUACAAUCACAAACGAUAAUAAGACGAGAGACGGCUGGAGAGCCAAGCAUAUGAGGAUAUUAUAGGUUUUGUGUGGUUCAUCUAAUCCAUUUUCAAACUGAGCCAUUUUGAAGGGCUUAUAAUUACGUGAGAUGACCUAUCCCUUUGGCAUCGUGGUUGGCAGUAAAAAAGCAGUAAUACCUCCAAAAUUUUCUUCAGAUAAGUUUAACUUAGCAGGCGAAAAUAGGUUCUGCUAACAUAAAGAGGAGGUUUAUGCGUAAUGGUCAAUUUAGACUUGUAAGAAUGCUUUCAAAGUCUUUUGACUUACAUACUUGUUUUCCAUCCCGAGAACGAUAAUAAAGACUGUUUACAUUUUAAUUGUGUUUUGCAUGAGAUUGAGGAUGCCAGUAGAGGAUCGAGGUUGAUGAGCCGAGUGAGGUUCUAAGAGAGCUAUGGAUGGGAGGGGGCUUUGAACUUGCUUUAGAUGACUUCAAUCUUGACUGAAAUGGUCUUAUGCCAUUUUAUGAUCAGCAUUGAGGGCGAAUUUGUAGUGGUGGUAUGAAUUAUUGGAGAACGUCUUCAAAUAUAUUCUGAUUAAUUGACCUAGUGGAGCUGAGAUUGAUUGAGAGAGCUCUGCUUUUGCUUUAACUCCUUUAUGGGCCCUUGGAUUUUGAGUUGUAUUUCAUAUUUCCUUAUUUGAUGAUCGUAUUACGAUUUUUUUAUUAAAACAUAUUUUAUAAACCGAAGAAAGGUGAAUGAAUUAUGUAAUAGAUGUAAUGCAGUCGGUGAAUCUGAAGCAUAAAUAAGAAACCUCAUGGCGUAAGAUCAAAUUUAAAGAACUUCCAUUUACUGAGGUAUGUACAAGAUUCUUGUACAAAACUUCAGAACAAUAACCCCAUGAAAAUCUAAAAUGUUGCUAUGAUUGCCAUCUAUAAAGCGACAUAUACUGAGAUGAAUGAGCCUCAUUGGUUUUUAAGCGUUCAGAGACAGAAAUCCUCACUGAAUCUACAAAUAUGAUCGAGUUUUGCUGAAUCAGGUAGAAUUGGCAUGUUGUUGCACACUUUGUCAGUUUUCCCUGUAAGACCAAGUUUUUUAUGGUGUCACCCUUUAGUGCAAAUAUUAAAUGGUUGCGUGUGUUUGUGUAUAGUUUAUAUUCUUACUUUUUUUCCACAGACUUGAUUAUUCAUAUCUUUUGUAGGACUGGGAACCUUUGUCAUCUCAACAGAGACUAGCAGCAUCUAUAGUUGAGGUUUUUCGGAUUAUCGAAGAGGUCCAUCUUUUUUUUAUUCUACUUUAUUUUUUUGUGAUUUUAUAUAGGAAAUAUCUGAUAGCUAAACAUUAAUUUUCAAUUCAUUUUCCAUACGUCAGUAUAUUUAUUAUUAUAGUGUCAUUUCCUUUUUCCUUUCUUGUAAAUGUAAAUGAAAUAGACCACCAUUUCGUGGAUGUUUCAAAUGGCUAUUUCAGUAUUCUUGUGGUCUUAUUCUCUCAUCCUGUUGACUCGUUUUGGCAGAAGUUGAUAAAAAAUGUAGUUUUGAUGCAAGCCAGACAAGAAUAAACAGUUGGGAAGAUUGUCUGUCAUAUCAUUUCAUAGAACAAUUGCUGGUUAUAUACAGUUACUCCGACCUCAAAAAAAGGAAAACUACCUAGGUUGAAUCCCACAAUUGUAGGAUUACAUCCAAAUUAGGAAACUGACCAAUAUCCAAACCUUAAUUAUACGUUUUUUCCCACACUUCUCCUGAAGCUGGUGAAUUGGCAUUCUCCAUUCCCAGUGUAGAUACUGAACUAAGUCCCUAGUAAGUACAUCUGCAAGUUGGCCACGUGUAGACAUGUAAGGUGUACAAAUCAGUCCACUCUCCAUCUUCUCCUUGAUGAAAGUGUCUGUCAGUCUCGACAUGUUUUGUUCAAUUGUGUUGAACAGGGUUGUAAGCUAUGCUGAUUGUAGACUUGUUAUCACAAUAGAAUUUAAUUGGGCCAUCCCACUUAAUUUUUAAGUCUUCUAAGAUGAUCUUUAACCAAAGUGGUUCACACAAACCUUGAGCCAUUGAUCGGAAUUCAGCUUCUGCUCUAGAUCGUUUCAUCACAUUCUGUUUCUUACUUUUCCACAUCUCGAGUUUGUCACCAAGACAGGCGCAAUAUUCAGAGGUGUGUAAUCCAUUUCUUUGACAGUCACACAGAAUCUUUGGGAGGAUUAUCUGUUCUGCAUGUGUAUGUGGGUCGAUGUAAAGAAUUUAAGGGGAUAAGUGACCUAUGCGCAAUUUUUGUAAAAAAAAUAGUUGACUGCUUUGUCACCUUGUCAUUUGGUUUUAGUCAUUGUUGAUCAUGCUAAGCUUAUUGGCACAUUUAACUUUUUGUCCCUAUCAGAUCUGACCUCAUGGUAAUUUGCAGAACGUUGAGCAGUUCUUUAAUUUUCACCUUCCAAUGGACAUCAUCCACCUGCGAUCUCUACUGAUAGGGAUUUUUCAGAGCCUAGAUACUUAUUUAUUGCAAAUGGGGAAUAAAUUUGGUAAUAUUCUUUCCAUAACAUCGUCAAUUUUUUUUUUUCAUUUCGAAAGAUUUGGAUGUUCUUCACCCUGGUAAUUCCAUAUAAGGUAUAUCUAUUAUGCUUCCCAUGACAGCUGUAAAUGAAACGUUUAUAUAUUCAAUAUUUAUGUUUGUUCCAUCUCCCAAAAAUGUUUAUUUCAUGAUUGCCUGCAAUACUUUCAAGCCUUAAGGCCAAAAUAUGUACAUUCAUUUGCUCGCAAAGGGUGUGAAUUUCCCAUUCCUUGGCAAUGAUCAGUAAUCUUACUCAGCAUUGUACACCGUAUAACGAAAAUCAGUGGUAAAUAAAUAAAAUACAAACGGAGAUUCUGUACCCAUACAGUGGAUUUUAAUAAUGUUCAAACCACCAAGGGGCACAAUACCGUGAAGUUUACAUUUGCCCUUCUAUUUUUUGUCUGGGGGGUAGAGGUCGAUGAGGAACGCAGAAUCACGGUUCCAGAUGUUCAUUGGCUGGUGGCAGUCAUAUGCUAUCAUGGUUCCUACAGAAUUAAGAUUACAAAGACCUUCAUACAUUAUCGGAAAAUGUUGCUUGUUGUUUUGAUAAGAAUGAGUUUCCCUUGUGGGCAUUGUACAUAAAUUAUGAGUGGGGUUGGUUUUUGCAUUCACAGUGACAGUUGACCUUACGGUGCUAUGAUUUAUAGCUGAGGACUUUUGUAAAGGGAUCUGCCAAGUUACACAUUUUUUCUGGGCCAGGUCCUUCAAUUAGAAUACUUGAGAAUUGCCCAUUGGAUGCACAUUUAAUGGCGAUGAAAGAUCCAACAAAUCAGUCCCUUAAGAGAUGAAAGGAAGCAAUUUUUUUUCAUCUGAAUCCAGCUCAUAGGCCGAUUCAGUUUUUUCUCUCAAACAGUGUCAAGUAAUAUAUAUCAUUUGGCAUCUUGUUACUCCUAGGUGGUACUCAAUAAUUUUUCUACUAUACAUUACUUACAAAUCUGAGGGGCACAUCGUAGGAUAACAUAUGACGACAUCUGGUCUGUCUCGAAAACUGUCUUCUUGUUGCUAAAGAAAAUUUGGAGCAGCAGCAAUAGAGGAAGAUGUAGAGAUUAGCCCUUGCGUAUUAACCAAAAGAGGGUGAACAAUGCCUACAUAACAGUCACAGAAGAGGCAUUUCCGUACAAAUGGCUAUGUCACUCAAUUUACAUUUACAGGCUAGCUGAGUUUUGUGUUAUUAUUUUGCUAGUGGUUAGCCAUCCACACGAGAUUUUUUCUCCAAGUUGAGGGUUCAGAUAAACGGUUAAAAGGUUCCCAAAAUUCUUAUAGCAAACGCUAUAAUGUAUAUAAUCCUAUCAUUUUGGUUACAUUUGCUACUCUUGACAUGCUUGGAGAAAUAAUAUUCACAUGCUUAUAAACGUGAUAAAAUAACAAAUAAUAUUUUUAGCAUAUAAUGCUUGAAAGCAAAUCCAUACCAUGGUUGAUUGAGAUGUGCAUUUGGCAGACUCAUACUAUGUUUGAGGAUAAAAGUGUAGUAUGUUGACAUCAGGUGCUUUGACGAAGGAUAGGGUCCUACUCUUAUACAAAAAGCCUCUUUUCACAUCCUUGGUAAAUUUCUAAAACAUAGUUUUCAUCUCAUGUUCAUCGAUUAGGAUACCUCUGAUUAUCUUAUUUUUCGAACAAAUAAAUAUAGAAGAUGUAAAGGAAGAAGAGAGGAGAGACCACCACGAGUUUGCCUUGAUCUACCAAGAGCGACUAAUGAUUUGUGAACAAAGAAAAUAUUUGACUCCAGCUGCCUUUCCAGCUCUUCUCUGGGAUUUGCUGCGGUGCCUUUGGCGCAAUCAAAUGCAAAUGCUCAUACCAUCUCCUACCUUCCUCUUCUAUUGUUCAUUUCUCUGGUCUUAUCUUUCUCUGUUCUGUCCACUGCUUUUUUUUGCAUUUUUUUGCUUUCCUCCCUCUCCUUUUCCAUUGUAUCUGCAGUGGUGUCAUCUUCAAUCCGGACUCAAGUCAUGUGGGAGACAGCCUCCGGUGUCUAUUUUGAAAAUCUUGUUAGAUAACUUGGAACUUUGCUAACCUUAUUCAUGUAAAUUUUUUCAAUACGUUUUUUUUUUUACUUAUUUACGGCAUCAUAUGAAAUGGAACCUUGGAGCAAGUAAAAUGGUGGAUGUUAGUAUGCCAUUUUAGCAUACUUUCAGGCUCAGUAGUGGCUCAGAGUCACUAUCACUUGUAUUCUUUCUAUACCACUGCAUGUUGUAAGCGAUAAUAUUUGCUCGUGCCAUUAAUUCUGAUUAACCAUGAAUUCCUAAAUGUCUUUCUCGUGAGGUGGUCUUUACAAAAGCUGACAUCAGCAGUUCUCCUUUUGAAUGUGCCAAAAUUUCCUCUGUAGUUGUUGAAACUUAAUCUACUUCUUGAAGUUGUUUAUCUUUUUGUUUUAUGGAGGUACUCAUUUUUUGAGAAAUUUCAUAAAAUAGAGCUUGUGUUCAUGCUCAAGGCCAAUGAAUAUUGAGCACAUAUGUUAAAGAGAAUCCCCGGUUGAUUUCGUUCCUAGAUUGAUCAGCCCAUGACUCCACAUACGGAGUCCAAGUUUGUUUUUACAUUUUUCCCCUCAAUCCUCUUAAUGAUCAGUCAAAUUUCUUAAAAGGGACCACCAUUUUAUGGGGUUUAACCAUUUCUCAUAUAAGUCAGAAUUUAGUUGUUUUUAAUAGAAUUUUAUUUUAGCAUGUUGAGUCUAUUGAAAGUGUCUAAUGAACUGGACUAAUGUCGGAACUUGGUUUUUCUAUGGGCAGUGUCAUGGCCUCAAAAUGGGUUAGGAAUACAGUUUCUAAAUCUGUUCAUAUUUUCAGGAUCAAAUUGCUCUUGCAUUUGUAGCCAAUGUUUAAUAUAUGACAUAUCUUAAAAUGAUUGAUUGCCGGUUCAAUGCUACUCUCUCAACGUACAGAUUUACAUUUAUAAUUGUCCUUUUUUUGUGUGGCUUAAUUUUUUUUUUUCUACUUCAUCAAUUUUUAAUGGAAUGGGUACUACAAAAGAUUGAUCAGCCAAUUUAAGUUCAAAGUUUGAGUAUUUCAAACAUUUCUUUCAGUUUUUAUAAGUUUGCUUCUACUAUGUAAAUAUCCGAUUUACAUCUCCAUGUUUUCAUUAAAAUUUUCUCUAACGUGCAGUUGAUAAAAAGCAUUUGUAUCCCAGUGUGCCAGCUUUGACACGUUACAAAGAGGAAACAGGUCUGUUCACAAAGAAAAAACCUACUGAACUUGCUGUUCAUGAAGAAAACGUUAUCCAGUUGCUGGAUGGUUUGACAACAUCCAAACUUUGUAUUAGAUUGAACACUCUACAUGUAAGCUCGAAUUUUUACAUUUGUUUGGUGUAUUUCUAAGAAUUUUAUUCCCCUCUUGUUGUUAUUUCGUUUUUAUUAGAUAAAUUAUGGGCGUUCGUUUUAAGUUAUCUGAAAUUCUAGUUGCUUAUUUAUUGAUGUCUGGUACCGUGGAAAUUCUAUUCACAAGUUCUCUAUAUCUGUAUCGAUUAUCAAAUGUGGUUCUGGGUGUGCCCAACUGUGACAAUAAUCUAACUGGAUUGGGUGUGUAUUUUUUUUAAUGAAAUUGGCUUAAUUUUUUUGUGUCAAUGCAGUAUAUACGAGUCCAAAUUGAUAUAGUAGAAGAUUCAAUCAAAAAGUUGUGGAAGCAAAUCCAUCCAGGUACUGAUGCUAAAUUGUCGAAUUCAAUAUAUGAUUUCAUGGUAUUAUUUUGAUUUUUUUUAAUUUUUUUACACCGAUCCUAGAUAAUUUUAGUUUUAAACCAAACGUGCUAGUUUGGGAGUUGGAUAUGUAGCACAACACGAGAGUUUAUGGUAUUCAUUUUGAUUUGUUGAUUUUAACUAUCUUAUGGUGGCCAUAGGUAUUGCCGAUUUUUUUCCAUGGGAGAAUUUUCGUUCAGCUGCUGUGAAUUAAGAAGAUUUUCGGUUAGUGUUCAUCCAUGUUAGAUAAAAAAAUUUAUUCAAGAGGCUUGGUGAAUUAGCACAGAGUUGAUGAAUCCAAUCAACAAGUCUCUUGUGUCGAUCAUGAAUUGGUAAAGCUUGUUCGUGUUCAGUCAAAGAUAGGGUUUUAGUCUAAUCCCUCCCAACUAUGAUCAAUUUCUUUAAAACACUGGUUGAAACUCACAUAAAUUGUGAUCCAUCGUUUCUGACAAAGAGCUGUAAGAAACAAUUUGGGUCGUCUCUCUAGUCUUUAGCCAGUUUGAGGGGUGGCACAAACAAGCUUUAGUCUGCUUGGCUCGUGGGUUUUGGCAUGAUUCACAUCUGAAACGGGUCAAUUCUCAUCAGUCCGAGUGCUGUUGGCGUUUCUGAUCUCUUGAUUAGAAAAUGGUUGAUUACAAGAGAAAGUUUCAGAAAAGAAGACAUGGAUUAUUUACGUAACAUACCCAAAGCAUUAAAGUCCUCUAUUUAAUCUAGUUACAUGGUAUAAUGCACAAAGGAAAAUAUUUCUGUAUUGUUGGAAAUGCCAUGAUGUUAUUCCAUCAUCUCACGUAUCAUAUUUAGCACAACAGCAGGUCUAGUGUGAAAAUUGAACUUUUUGUGACUUGGUUUCUUGUUGUUGAUAUUGUUCUUAUUUGCUUUUAUUCAGUGGAGGAUCAAUUUUCUGGAGAUCCUGGUGGAGGAUUGGAUGGUUCUGCUCAGUCAAUUGAGGAACUAUUUACAAUAUUUGAUGAGAUCAGAAAGACCUCAUUCAAUAUGAGCGACGAGAUCUGUGAUUUUAUUGGUAAUCAGACAUGCUAGUAUCUAUGGAUAAAGCUAAACAAAAGCUGUCAUCUUUCCUGUAGUUUGUUCUGGUGUUUCUUGGUUUGAAUUUCUUUUGUCAAUGAUUCUCACUGGAUGACCACAUGAGGAAAUGGAUCUCAAUAAAUAGCAACCAAUGACAAUUUUCUGGAGUUAUGAAUUACAGUCAUUUAAUUGCAAGAACACGAUAACUUUUGUUUUUUAUAAAUUUGAUAUGCAAGGUUUUAAUCUCAUUUUCUUAUGAUUUCCCCUUCAAAUAAUUUUCUUGGAUAUCUGCUUGAGGCCAGACUAGGUAUCUAUUCCUGUGAAAGGUAGAUAACGAAAUCCAUUUUUAUGCAUCCUUGAAAGAGAGUCUGAUUUAAGACGUGUAGGCAAUAUGGAUACUGUUUUCUACGUUUUCAUUGAUUCAUGGUUUGUAAUUUCUGAAUAUUCACAGGUUAUUCCCUUGUGCUGCAAACUUCCAAGCCAUAGAUUGCUUCUGCUAUCAAUCGAUCAUUUGGAAGGAGAUUUAGAUUUAUUUUUUUAAUUCAAGGAUCCAGAGAGCUGCACUCUAAUUUUGAAUCUGACUCCAAAAUUUGGAAGAUAUUUCUUAAUUGAUGUCAAAGAUCUGCGUGUUGGCAUGGUAGAUGCAUGCAAGUGAUUUCGACUUAUUAAGCAUGUCUUUAGAAGCAUCUAUUUCAUUGAAAUUAUUUAUCUAUUUCUUAAUGUUAUAUUUUGUUCAUGUAAAGAUUUGAGGUCUCUUACUCGGAGUUGACUUUCUAAGACACCAUCCGGACAGGAUCUAUCCAACUAUUUUGACUCUUAUCGUACUUCCACUUCUUGCACUGAAAUGAUAUGAUUUCUCGCAAGGUUUCCCAUCACCUGUAGACAGAGCUACCAACCUAAAGACCCACCAUUUAUUUAUUCACGUGUUUUUAUCUGAUAUUCUUUUCAGGACCUAGACUCAUAUUCUGGGACUUGAGGGACUCCUUCAUAUUUUCUUUGUACAGUGGAAAUGUAGAACAUGCUCGGCUGGAUAUUGUAAUCCAACAACUUGAUUCUGUAAGUUGAUAGAAUACAGGACGCAUGGAGUUUCCCAUUCGAAAACAUACUGAGAAAAUUAAUCAUCUUGCUCAUUGAACUCCAUUUCUCAAGGGUAUUUUUUUUAUUCCUGCUGACUGGUGGGUGUAGAUCCUGAACCAAAUAUGUGAUUGGCUUAUCGAUACUUUGAGGGAUCGAGUUAUCUCAAGCAUCUGCAGGGCAUCAAUGGUGCGGCACUUUUCUUCAUGCUAUCUAUUUCUAACCACAUUGUUUCAACUCUUUUCUUUAAUACUUUAUGGACUCUACAGGAAGGCUAUGCCUGGGUGUUGUCAGAUGGAGGCCCAUCUCGUGCAUUUUCAGAGGUUGACGUUUCAAUGCUGCAGGAAGAUCUUAACAUGUUGAAGGUAUGCAUCCUUCUUUAAAAAACAUUGAUUUCAAUCAAAACCCACAUUUACGCAUUAAGAUAAAUGGAUUUAAAGUGUGAUAUCGUUCCACGAUUGUUGUUUAAUGACACUUUCAAAAGCAUCAAAAGUAUGAUAAAUGGAUCAAAAAGGUUAUGUUCACCAGUAUUUUUUUCCAAAAUAAUACACACAAUGUUGUUAUCUGAUGGGCUAUUCUUUCAGAUGGCUGCACUCCCUAUUUCUGAUUAAUCAGUAUCUCUAAGUUUGUGCUGCUAUUGUAUGCGAAUCAAUGAUUUAUGUCAAUUCAUGGGACGUGUAUGAUGGUGGUUUUGUGGAUUUUCUACUUUGAAUCAAUGGUGGAACAGAAACCCUAACUAAUGGAAAUUUCCAAAAUUUGCAUCGAGAUCGAGUUUCAGAGAGUGAAAGUUGUUAAAUGAUAAUUUCAAGAUCAUGAAAACCAUUGUGAGUUCACAUUGAAGGAAAUUUAUGCGUCAUCACCUGGCAGGAGCUUUUUGUAGCAGGUGGGGAAGGCCUCCCUCGCUCUGAUGUUGAGAAAGAAGCGAAGUUGAUUCAGCAGAUACUGGAAAUCUGUGGCCUCAAGGUUCUGCCCGCCCAUUACAUUCACAUUUCAUAAGAUAUAACGACCUUCUCCACUGUUCUUGGCUCAUGUUCUUGUCUAUUUUCAGACUGGCACCAUUAUUGAGAUGCUGAUGAGUUCAAGCGAGCAUAUAUCCUUAGAACCAGAUGCUCGGGAACCUGGAAGGGGGAACGCAACAGAUGCCGAUACACUGCUGAGAAUAUUAUGCCACAGAAAGGACAGGGAAGCCUCAAAGUUCCUGAAGAAGCAUUAUCAUCUUCCAAAAUCAUCAGGUGAAGAAGAAAUCACCUUCCUGUUCUUGAUUUACCAUCAAAAUCAGUUUUUUUCGGCAACUUAAUGCCCGCUUCAUACCUUUUAUCAGGCUCCAGUACUUGAGACAUGCAUCAUUUUUCAACAUUUUUGCCCUUUUCUUUGUCUUUGACAUCAGCGAUCCAGGUUAUAUAUAUGGAAAUGAACUAAUUAGUAUACAUAAAAUCUUACAAUGAUUCUGAAAUUGGUCUGAACUUGCAAGUUGCAGCAGAUCAAAGGAUCUCAGAGCCUAUACUCCUACAACACGAUUUAUGGUUUCAUGAAGAAUGUUUUUCCAAAUAUAUCGUGAAAAUAGUCCAGAAUUUCGCAUAAAUACCGAAUAUGUAGAAAAUUUUCAGUUUUCACGCACAGAGCAUGAGCAAUCGUUCAAGUGUUCACCUGGUGCUCUUGAUGAUUCUUUGCCACAGAUUAUGAUGAAACUCCAGGGAGAGCGUUUGUGUCAAAGUCGCCUCUCAUAACUGACAUUAUCAACAGGAGCACAUCGGCCCGGUGGACCGAGAAGGGGCAGAAAAGUUUCAGGACUAUGAAGCAGAGAUUUCGGGAGGCAGCAUCUGAGAUUAAAUACUCACCUUGGUAG